CCGCGGACUGGAGCUCCACGGGAGGCGAGGCCCGCAGAAAGGUUGCUGAGGGGAGGGCUGCGAGCGAUAGGCGCGGCCGGAUCUGAGAGGGAGUGGCAGAGUGGGGCCUUCUCCCCGGAGAGGCUCCUCCAGGCCAGGUCGCUCCCUGACCCUGCUGCGGGAGCUCCCGUCCUGCGCUAGGUGGCGAAAUGCGGAGGGGCUCUGCUAUUCGGGGGAAUGCGGUAGUGAUGUAUAAGGUAUGAAAGAUGUGGCCUGCAGCGCGCCGGCACUAGCGCCUCUGCUCGCGGCGGAGCUGCGGGAGUGAGCGCCAAGCUCCGGGAUCCCCAGUCCCGCGCGUUCCCGCGCGCCCGGCCCCAUACGGACCCUGCGGCCCGGGUACAGGAGCGGAGCCCGCGCGUCCUGCUCUGCAGCCAGAGCAUGAGUCUACGGGACUGAGUGGAGAGGGCGGUCCUCGGCUCUGGAAGGCCCUGACGGUGAUGAGCCUGUGCAGCAGCGUGGAGCACUGCAGCGAAAUGCACUCCGGCAUCUCUGAACACCACACAAGUUGCUGUCACAAAGGAUUACCUAAGUUCUCUGUGUCCUUAUCUGCUUGAUGACAAUAAUAGUAGUACCUGGAUGGCAUGUUGCCGCUACUUCCUUGGCUUCUCUAAAUGACAAUUCCUGACUUGUGGGCAAUCUCAGAAAACCAUCAUCCAAUUUCUUCAAUCCAGACCCCAGGGGUCCUGCUUUCCCCAGAGUCACCUCUGCGCGGCUGGGACACAUUGACUGAAGCACUUCUGAGGAUACUCCAUUCAGGAAGAGAUGAAGUGUGGCUCUAAGUCUUCAUGAUUGAAGAACUCUUUUGUCCAACAUAAAGCACUCCACAAGAGUGAAUGACAUGUCCAGCUCGGGGUGUCGUUUCUGAAGGGAGGAGCCUUUCUCUUGGAGAGGAUCCUCAAUGAGCCUGGCCGAGGCCCUGGAGCUGUGUGAAGUGGACUAAGGAUUAAGUAGGAUGUCAACUGAGACAGAACUUCAAGUAGCUGUGAAAACCAGCGCCAAGAAAGACUCCAGAAAGAAAGAUUCAUCCAUACAUGAGAUGCUUAUUGGGCACCUGCUGUUGGCCAGACACUGCUUUGAGUGUUGGGGAUCCUGUAAAAAAGGUCAGGAUCGCAGUGAAGCCACUUUGAUAAAGAGAUUCAAAGGUGAAGGGGUCCGGUACAAAGCCAAACUGAUUGGGAUUGAUGAAGUUUCCGCCGCUCGAGGAGACAAGUUAUGUCAAGAUUCCAUGAUGAAACUCAAGGGUGUUGUUGCUGGCGCUCGUUCCAAAGGAGAACACAAACAGAAAAUCUUUUUAACCAUCUCCUUUGGAGGAAUCAAAAUCUUUGAUGAAAAGACAGGGGCCCUUCAGCAUCAUCAUGCAGUUCACGAAAUUUCCUACAUUGCGAAGGACAUCACAGAUCACCGGGCCUUCGGAUACGUUUGUGGGAAGGAAGGGAAUCACAGAUUUGUGGCCAUAAAAACAGCUCAAGCGGCUGAACCUGUUAUUCUGGACUUGAGAGAUCUCUUUCAACUCAUCUAUGAACUGAAGCAAAGAGAAGAGUUGGAGAAAAAGGCACAAAAGGAUAAGCAGUGUGAACAAGCUGUGUACCAGACAAUUUUGGAAGAAGAUGUUGAAGAUCCUGUAUACCAGUACAUUGUGUUUGAGGCUGGACAUGAGCCAAUCCGUGAUCCUGAAACAGAAGAAAACAUUUACCAGGUUCCCACCAGCCAAAAGAAGGAAGGUGUUUAUGACGUGCCAAAAAGCCAACCUGUAAGUAACAGCCAGCCCUUCGAGGACUUUGAAGAGCGGUUUGCAGUGGCCAUGCCGAACAGAAACUUGCCCGUGGACCUGGAUGAGAUUCUUGAGGCUGCAAAGGCUGUGACUCAAUUAGAACUUUUUGGGGACAUGUCCACCCCUCCUGAUAUAACCUCUCCCCCCACUCCCGCAACUCCAGGUGAUGCCUUUCUCCCAUCUUCAUCCCAGACACUUCCGGCGAGUGCAGAUGUGUUUGGUUCUGUACCUUUUGGCACUGCUGCUGUACCCUCAGGUUAUGUUGCAAUGGGCGCUGUCCUCCCAUCUUUCUGGGGCCAGCAGCCCCUCGUCCAACAGCAGAUCGCCAUGGGUGCUCAGCCACCAGUUGCUCAGGUGAUGCCAGGGGCUCAGCCCAUCGCAUGGGGCCAGCCGGGUCUCUUUCCUGCCACCCAGCAACCCUGGCAAACUGUGGCCGGGCAAUUUCCUCCAGCCGCCUUCAUGCCCACACAAACUGUUAUGCCUUUGCCAGCUGCCAUGUUCCAAGGUCCCCUCACCGCCCUUGCAACUGUCCCAGGCACAAGCGACUCCACCAGGGCAAGUCCACAGACCGACACAUCCAAGCAGAAAAUGGGGAAAGAAAUGUUUAAGGAUUUCCAGAUGGCCCAGCCUCCGCCGGUGCCCUCCCGCAAACCUGACCAGCCCUCUCUCACCUGUACCUCAGAGGCCUUCUCCACUUACUUCAACAAAGUUGGGGUGGCACAGGAUACGGACGACUGUGAUGACUUUGACAUCUCCCAGUUGAAUUUGACCCCUGUGACUUCUACCACACCAUCGACCAACUCACCUCCAACCCCAGCCCCUAGGCAGAGCUCUCCAUCCAAAUCCUCUGCAUCCCACGCCAGUGAUCCAACCGCAGAUGACCUCUUUGAAGAGGGCUUUGAAAGUCCCAGCAAAAGCGAAGAGCAAGAAGCUCCUGAUGGCUCGCAGGCCUCCUCCACCAGUGAUCCGUUUGGGGAACCUAGUGCUGAGCCCAAUGGUGAUAAUAUAAGCCCACAGGCCGGAAGCUAGAUAGUGAAGGUCUGGAGCCAGAGCCUCUCUAUGCGUAGAUCGGCAGACCUAAGAAAUAGCAUUGAUGCAAGCUGACGGGGGUGUAUCAAGACUGGCAUGGAAAUCAGCAUCACAACAGGCUCUCUUGUAUUCUUCCACUUCAUCUCAUUCCACAGAGAAAUUCACAAUUGCCCAAUGGAACUUACUGAGAAGAGGAAACAACAUUUCUGGCAACCAGUGGCAGAUAUAUAUGGCAGCACAUAAAAUGGAAGAAAGGAAAGAAAAAAAGAAAGAAAGGAAGAAAGAAAGAAAGAAAGAAAGAAAGAAAGAAAGAAAGAAAGAAAGAAAAAGAGAUAAAGACCCACAAAAGUGUUUUAAAAGCCACACCCAACAUUAAAUCACAAAUCAAGCAAAUGCUUACCCAGCAGAUACUCUAAGCUUUCCUAGCUGGGUUUAAAGUGACCCAGAAUAUGAAAUCUUAAUUCUGCUUUGUUUUCUCCACUGAUUGGCCACUAGAGAGACAGCAGGUUUGGAGUGACAGGCAAGGCAUCUGAGAAUUACAGCAAGCUGACUUUUAGGCAAAGCAAGGGUCCUCUGGGACCGCAGUGCCAUCCUCCGUGUGCCUUUCGGCAGGGAAGAUGCUUGCUCGUGGCUCCAUAGGGCAUGAUCUGCCAUUUCACUCUUUUCCUUUCUUGUCAUGUUUGAAAGUUAAUGGGUGUACAAAUUUUGUCUUGCUUUUGACUUUUUAAAUUUUUUUAGAUUUGGGUGAAGAAAUCUAACUGGGGGGGAAGAAAAAAACCUCUUACAAAGUGAAUUAACUUGAAAUCACAAGACAAAUAAGUGGUUGAUUAUUCCUUAUGAUCAAGAAUGUUGCCAAAACAACCCUGUAGUUACUCUACACCCUGAUGAAGAAAGACAGUUUUCGGGUCAAAUCUUCAUUCUGUGAGUCGCAAAGGACAUCAUAUCCCAUUGAUGAGAAAGAUGAAAACUGCAUCUACUUUCCUAAGAAGCUCUAAACUCUGAGUACAAUAAAAUAAUAUUUUUAUUUUUUCCGAUACUUUGCUGCUGUGAUACUAUGCAGACAAGUGUCUCCUCCACGUGCCAUUUUCAAAGAAAAGUCAUUUGCCAAAUAAUUCUGGUACAAUUCUAGUAAUGUGGUUUUGGAUCUCAAAAACCAGCUUUCUGAGAGAACAAUGAUAACAGAAACAUUCAUCGUAACACACUGAAUCUGUGGUCAGAACGGUCCAUCUCUCUUUUUGUACAUCAGAAAAUCCGAAUGGGAUUCUUAUUUUAUAACUUAAAAAAAACCUUACCAUUAAACUCUUUAAAUAUUUAAGGGAAAUGGCUUUAAGGAGUUCUAAUGAAAAAAAAAUUGUCAGUUUCUUUUGUAAAUAUAAAUGUUAAUGAAAAUGCUUUUUAAUAAUGCCAUUACACUGUAGCGAAGGUAGCAGGUUGAGUGCAAGGUGUGAAACACUUAGUGAAUGGGUUCGCUUCCCAGAUACUACUCUGGAGCAAAAGGAGGAGGCUGGAGUUCAGGGGCAGCUGGCAGGAGCAGCUGACCAAUCAGCAGCCAGAGAACCACCGGAAGGGGCUUAGGACUCCCUCAUCCAACCCUUCUGAGCAUCUUGUGAGCAGAAGGCGAAAGGCAGUUUGAUUCCGAAGGCCUGGCCCGCACAUUACAAAACCUUCCCACCUCUCCACUCCCAACCACUUGCCCAUAAGUAACUGGACUGUUUGUAUGUGAAACGGAACGGUUUAAGCUUCCUGUUUUUACAUUUAUGGGACAAAAAGUGCAGUGUUUGGUUUGUAUGUUUAGCACAUGAUUUUCAUAAAGAAUCUAUAUAUUUUUGCCCUACAGAGAAUUGUUAUACAGGUCAAAUGUGGUCUCCUGAUGUUCCUAUGCAGUCACGGUAUAUUGCAGUUAGUAGUUUAACAGCAAGAAGCAAACUUUCAAAGAUCAUGUAGGUAAUUGGAUUUGUGGAUAAAUCAUUAUUACUUUGAAAAGUAGAUUUACACCAAUAUGGCUGAUUUAAAUAGGCCUGUAUACUUAGGCUCUUCAUAUCAAUAGAAACGAAAACAAUUCAGAAGAUCAAUUUUAAAACAAUUGCGUACCUGAUGAGACACCAAAAAAAGGUGAUGCAUCAAAAUGAUUGCUAUUAUUUGAAGCCCACAUUUUACACAGGCAGGUCACUGUAAUCUAAGGUUUCUCUGGGUAGGUAGGCCACACAAAUGUCCACUAGGGAAUAUGUGUAAAUAUCGUCCUAAUGUAGAAAGUCUUAAGAAACAGCGAGUGACCCCUAGAGCAGUCACAUAUUUCUACGCAAGAUUUCUCCCCAGGAAUGUGCAUAAAGUUUAUGCUGUGGAACCCAUCACCUGAAAGAAAAAUUAGGAAAAAUGUGACAACCGAGAGGGCUGUCAUGAAGUCAGUUCAGUUGUGUGCUCUACAGAAAGGAUGAGCUAGGCAGUGCCCGUGGGGAGGUCACUCUGUUGCUCUGUGUCUAUGAUUCUGUUUCUUUACAAGCGGUGCUAUCUUCUCCCUCAGUGCGGCUGUCUCGGGUUUGUCCUGAAGUCCCACGCCGUUAGUCCCACCCCUGGUGUUACUGCUAACCCAUGCCUCAUGAACUCUGGCCCAUGUUACUAUACCAGGUGCAAUGUCUGGAGUUAAUUUCAGAGCAGAAGGUGACAGCCCAGUGGAUGUGACUUCAUCACUGAACGUGACUGAGUAUGUAACUGGAUCUGACCUGAAAGAUGAUGCCGUGUGAUGCGUUCCAGUGAGGGAGAUGAAGUUGAGCUUUGAAACUGCUGUCUGUGUUCUCAUUGGCAGAAUUCAACUCUUUUUCCCCAAGCAGUGUUUAAUGAGCCCUGAAUCACCACAUCCUAUCCCAGGAAUACAGUGACAUUUCCAAGCAAGAGCUCAGGUGCCAACGCCAAAAGAGCAUGGGGAGUCCGCACAGUUCUGGUUAGAUCGAUAGAAAACCCAUGGACACAACUGUUCAUUCCUCAUCUUUCACUAGCACUAAAUUUGUCACUUUAAAUUUUGAAACCAGGGAAACGCCACCUGUCAUUCUGUCCUCAUUCCCCACGGCUCUUCAAUAUUUACAUGCCCUAAGACUUUUUUGAUAGCUCAUAUUCAUUCCAGUGUCUACUGAAACCCCAUCAUGUAAUGUACCGGGCACCUUCUUUUAAAAAAAAAAAAAUGUUUACUCUGUGGGUUUGAUUCAUUUCAAUUUCUGUGUUCUGACACAUAUUUUUUUAAUAAAGAUGAGAAAGAGAAAAUGACUGUUGCAGUACAUUUCUAGACUACUUUAACUUUACCUCAGAUGACAGUUUGUUAACAUAUAUGGACACAUUAUUUUUAACUUUAUGUACAGUGCAUUCAACAGAACAGCAAAAUUUUUAGAAAUUUUCCAUUAAUUUCUGUAACACACCAUGUAAAACUGUUACAAAUAAACAUGUUUGAGAACAACA
Messenger RNA from Cavia porcellus (domestic guinea pig), 6286 nucleotides. RefSeq names its product DAB adaptor protein 1 (gene Dab1). The record is from RefSeq and is a predicted model, not a curated record. The transcript has 22 exons. Gene Ontology annotation, biological process: lateral motor column neuron migration; ventral spinal cord development. The coding region runs from base 992 to 2839 and encodes 615 amino acids. Lineage: Eukaryota; Metazoa; Chordata; Mammalia; Rodentia; Caviidae. Gene Ontology annotation, cellular component: cytoplasm.